This is a messenger RNA of Trypanosoma theileri, 777 nucleotides long. RefSeq lists its product as uncharacterized. The record is from RefSeq and is a predicted model, not a curated record. Lineage: Eukaryota; Euglenozoa; Kinetoplastea; Trypanosomatida; Trypanosomatidae. The transcript has a single exon. The annotation marks the transcript as partial.
GGACAGCCAAAGGCGGUGAUGGCUUAUGAUUUUAAUGAUUUUCUUGGAACAGCAAUCUAUGAUUAUAAGUGUGGUGGUGAAAGUGAAGAAACUGUUAAUGGAAUGAAAUGUGCGAAUUGGCGUAAUCAUAAGAAUGGUGAAAAAAAGCAUACUCUUCCUGAUUCGACAGAGGCGCAAGUCGUUGAAAGUAAUGUGAAUCUACCUCCUAAUCCUCCUUUAGAAGUGCGUGAAGAACAAGAGGCAUUACGUGGGGAAGAAGAUCAUUCACUUCCGAACAUAUUACCCACCACGUCGAUAGGCCCCGGUUCAAAACAUCAAGCGUCAGAGAGUGCAACAGCAGUGACACAUCCCAGUAUUUCUGAGAUUGGUGGAGCACAACCUGGUGGGAAUGCAGAAAGUAUGUCGACAACAGAAAGACAAGUAGAAGAGUCUACUGCAGCCAAACAAGGUCACGAAGAAGUGUCGAGUAACACAACAGAUAACAGUACAGCAGGCAACUCUAAUGCUACCCAGCAAUCUUCUCCUGCAAGUGUUGGUGCGACUGCCGUACCAGAAUCACAAGAAACAAAUACCACUACUCCACAGAGCCCCGAGAGCAAUGUCACUGAUACACCAACCACCACUCCAUCUACUGUACCCAACGGAGAGUUAACCACAAUCGCAUCCGCAGUGCAGAAGAACAGACCCAAUGUUGACAGCAGUAUCAAUCCUGUGUGGAUGCGCACUGCAGCACCGUUACUGAUUGUGGCUAUGUUGUUCUCCGCUACCGUGUACUGA